GGGAAGUCGCCCUCCUCGGGGUGGCUCUCGGCCCAGCAUGGAUCACUUAGGGGCGCACCACCUCCACCAGAGUCACGCCGAGCCCAUCAGCUUCGGCAUCGACCAGAUCCUGAACCACUCGGACCAAGGCAGCUGCAUGAUCUCCGGCGCUCGGCUGCAGGAGGCGGCGGACUACGGCCUGGGAGGAUGCGUGGUGAGCAGCGCCUACAGCACGAUGAGCGGCCACUACGGCUCGGCCGGCGGCAGCGGCGUCUCCACCUCGGCGGGGGGCUACAGCAACGGCGGGGCGUGCAGCAUGGCCUCGCUGGCCGGCUCUUAUAACGUGAACCUGGGGGUCGGGGCCAUGAACGGAAAUAACCUCAACGCGGCGGGGGGCGUGAUCCGGGUGCCAGCGCACCGACCCCUCACCGGCGGCGUCCACCAGCCUCUCUCCACCGCCAUGCCUACGGUUCCCUCGGUGAACAACCUCACCGGGCUGACUUUCCCCUGGAUGGAGAGCAACAGGCGGUACACCAAGGACAGGUUCACAGUGGCCCUCUCACCGUUCACUGUAACACGCCGUAUAGGUCACCCCUACCAGAACCGGACGCCCCCCAAGAAGAAGAAGCCGCGCACCUCCUUCACCCGCCUGCAGAUCUGCGAGCUGGAGAAGCGCUUCCACCGCCAGAAGUACCUGGCCUCUGCCGAGCGCGCCGCUCUGGCCAAGGCCCUCAAGAUGACCGACGCCCAAGUCAAGACCUGGUUCCAGAACCGCCGCACCAAGUGGAGGAGACAGACUGCAGAGGAGCGGGAAGCAGAGCGGCAGCAAGCCAACCGCAUCCUCAUGCAACUCCAGCAAGAGGCCUUUCAAAAAACCAUCAACCAGCCCAUCCAAGCAGACCCCAUCUGUGUUCACAACUCAUCACUUUUUGCCCUUCAGAACCUUCAGCCGUGGUCAGAUGACUCUACUAAGAUCACCAGCGUCACUUCUGUAGCCUCUGCUUGUGAGUGAAACCCUAAAGUUGGCUGUGCCUGAAUGGCUGUGUUAUAGAAAUCUGGCUUGAUUCAACACCAUUGAAAGAAGAUACACUCCUGUGAAGGGAACAAACCAGCAACCAGACAAAGCGCACUGCUCUAUGCAUUGAGGAGUAGGCCUAAUACCCACAGAGUGACCUAUGAGAAUAUUUUAAUAAAAGGGCAUUGCUUUCAUUCUGGUUAUUUUUUUCUUUCUAAAUUUUCUAAGGCCAGCUAAUGAACAAUAAUGCAGGGUUCUUAAAGACUCUCUUCUAAGGAGGAAACAAUCUGAUGUUGUCCUUUUCAGAUAUUUCCUUGAUACAUUUUUCAU
This is a messenger RNA of Heteronotia binoei (common prickly gecko), 1324 nucleotides long. RefSeq names its product T cell leukemia homeobox 1 (gene TLX1). Gene Ontology annotation, biological process: animal organ development; regulation of transcription by RNA polymerase II. Lineage: Eukaryota; Metazoa; Chordata; Lepidosauria; Squamata; Gekkonidae. The transcript has 3 exons. The record is from RefSeq and is a predicted model, not a curated record. The coding region runs from base 38 to 991 and encodes 317 amino acids. Gene Ontology annotation, molecular function: DNA-binding transcription factor activity, RNA polymerase II-specific; RNA polymerase II cis-regulatory region sequence-specific DNA binding. Gene Ontology annotation, cellular component: nucleus.